GCAAAACGUAUCUCCAACAGCAUCCGAACAGCCACCACUGGCCCACGAUCGAGAGGCAUCGAGAGCGAGCUGCAAAAGCACCUCGUAGCUAUGGAAUGGACGCUCGAAGGCUAUUCCGACCUUGCCCGUCAGAUCAUGAAUCGCCUGAGCAGGAGUGUCAAAGAAGUCAGGAUGCGCGCAUACAUGGCAGAACGGGAUCGAGACGAAGGGCCUUUUAACUUCGCCCGCAUCAGAUGAGGAGUCACCGAAGCGAACAUGCUCUCGCACGUAGCCGACCUCACGGGCCGCGGUGAAGAGGACGAAGAGCUUGUGAUGGUUGUGCGGUGGUUACUCGGGAAGCUGGACAAGGCCGUGGAAGAUGCUGAAUCGCGGAACCUGGCUUGGGAUUCAUCUCCUGACAACGCCUGGUAUGCGCCGUCCGACCAUCCGUUCACGAAUCGAGAGGCUUCGCAUGCGUACGAUACAUCACAACAAUCUAUCCCGCACACGAACGUCACCACUGCCGAGGCCGCACGAGCCGCCUAUAUCAGCAAGAUGUGGGACAUCAUGGACAAGAAGCUCACGGAGAUGCAUCUGGAGAUGUCACCAAUUCCGCUCCACUUCAGCUUGCAGAAGGACCCUCAACAUCGCCACUACAUCACCCACACAUUCAGACCAACAAUCAUGGACCGCUUCAACAUGCAGAACCUACAGCUCGACCAGAUCACCACACCAACAUCCACCAAGCUGCGCAACAUCCUCGUCCUCCUCAACGAUAAAACAAUCUUUUGGGCUUUACAAAGCAGACUCGUCGCCCUGCAAUGGACAGUGGAGGGCUACAAGGACCUUGCGCACAAAAUCAUGUAUCAGGUUACGGAGCGACUCCUCGAUGAGGCCGGGAUGCGCCUAUACCUCAGCGACAUGACAGGUCGGGGCGAAGAAGAUGGAGAACUCGUUGGCAUCGCACACUGGCUGUUCAAUGAGGCGCCGAGUGAUUCGUCCCUUCAGAUGAAGCUAGAAUGGCAGGAUAGCGAAGCUUACGCGGAACCAGUCGAACGGGAGUGUUAUUACGAAAGGGAGAAGGACGAGGAAGGCAUACCGCCCAGAGUGCUGCUGGAACCAUGCACGGGGGAUGCGGGAAUGGAGGCGGAGAAGGGCUUCUGA
Zymoseptoria tritici IPO323 is the source of this 1143-nucleotide messenger RNA. RefSeq lists its product as uncharacterized. The record is from RefSeq and is a predicted model, not a curated record. The transcript has 2 exons. Bases 256 to 1143 code for a protein of 295 amino acids. NCBI's taxonomy places the organism in Eukaryota, Fungi, Ascomycota, Dothideomycetes, Mycosphaerellales, Mycosphaerellaceae.